Messenger RNA from Priceomyces carsonii, 1605 nucleotides. It is a transcript of the gene AGM1, whose product is annotated as phosphoacetylglucosamine mutase. Gene Ontology annotation, molecular function: magnesium ion binding; phosphoacetylglucosamine mutase activity. The transcript has a single exon. The record is from RefSeq and is a predicted model, not a curated record. NCBI's taxonomy places the organism in Eukaryota, Fungi, Ascomycota, Pichiomycetes, Serinales, Debaryomycetaceae. Bases 1 to 1605 code for a protein of 534 amino acids. Gene Ontology annotation, biological process: UDP-N-acetylglucosamine biosynthetic process; carbohydrate metabolic process.
AUGUCAUUGAAACAGUUAUUAGAAGAGCAUUUAAAAGCACAUCCUACGCCAGAAGCUAAGAUUUCAUACGGUACAGCGGGCUUUAGAUCAAAAGCAACCAAUUUAGAUUAUGUCAACUAUACGGUUGGAAUUUUAGCAGCCCUCAGAUCGAAGCAUUUUAAAGGAAAAACCAUAGGAUUAAUGGUUACUGCAUCUCACAAUCCACCAGAGGAUAAUGGGGUGAAACUAGUGGAUCCAUAUGGUAGUAUGUUAGAAUCUUCUUGGGAGCAACAUGCUACAAAUCUAGCUAAUAGUAGCCACGAUGAACUAUUGAAGACUAUUGAGGGAAUUGUGCUGACAUUCGGAAUAGAUAUGGAUCAAGAAGCAAAUGUUGUGGUUGGAAUGGAUUCUAGAGACUCGAGUCCAGAAUUGACACAGUCUUCCAUUGAUGGACUCAAGAGCAUUCCGUUUACUAAAUAUACUAAUUAUGGCUUAUUGACUACACCUCAGUUACACUAUUUGACGAGAACGUCUAAUGAUCCAUCCUUUGGUGAAGUAUCUGAAGCAGGAUAUUAUUCAAAAAUUACCAAGGCAUAUCAGAAUAUUUAUAAACUUGCAAACCUAGAAGGCAAGUCUGACGUUACAAUUGACUCAGCCAAUGGUGUGGGUGCCCCAAAGAUUUCUAUUCUAUUGAAUGAUUAUUUACUGAAUGAAUUAUCGUUUACAUCAGUGAAUGAGGCCAUCAGUUUGCCUGAUCUCUUGAAUUACGAAUGUGGUGCUGAUUUUGUAAAGACAAACCAAAGACUACCAAAGAAUGUCGAAAACCCAAAAAUCAACAUCCUCUAUGCUUCAUUUGAUGGUGAUGCAGAUAGGUUGAUCUGCUAUUAUCAAAACGAACAAGAUGAGUUCAAGCUUUUAGACGGUGAUAAAAUAGCCACUCUUAUCGCAACUUUCUUUCAAAAAAUUUUGAAAGAUAUCGAUGAGUCGAAAUUGUCUCUCAAGAUAGGUCUAGUUCAGACAGCUUAUGCUAAUGGAGCUUCCACCAAAUUCGUUGAAGAUGUCCUUAAAAUUCCUGUUAGCUGUACACCUACAGGAGUUAAACAUUUACAUCACGAAGCAGAGAAAUUUGACAUUGGUGUCUACUUCGAAGCAAAUGGUCAUGGAACUGUUAUAUUCUCUCCUGAUGCUGAGGCCAGUAUUUUCAAUUUUGAGAGCUCAAAUGAAAAAGAAGAGAAGGCAAUUAGGAUUUUGCAAGAGUUUUCAAAGCUAAUUAAUCAGACAGUGGGGGAUGCUAUCACUGACUUGUUAGCAGUUUUGAUAAUUAUGAAGUUACUUGACCUAACCCCAGAGGACUGGGAAAAAUCAUACAAAGAUUUACCUAAUAAAUUAAUUAAAGUCAUUGUUUCAGACAGAUCUAUUUUUAAAACUACAAAUGCUGAGAGAACUUUGGUGGAACCUGAGGGUUUGCAAGAAAAGAUUGAUGAACUCGUCAAAAAGUAUCCACAUGGAAGGUCGUUUGUUAGGGCUUCUGGAACGGAAGAUGCAGUAAGAGUCUAUGCCGAAGCUGACACGAAUGAACAUGCAAAUGAAUUGGUUAAUUCAGUAGCAAAUUUAGUGAAAUCAUAA